UUGGCUCAGGGGUGCUCACAUGAAACGCCCCCGUCACUCCACAUGACCGGAUACUUGUCAGACCGCGCUCCAGGCGCACUGCAGUGCGUGUCAAGAAAAAGAUGAACCGCGCCGUUGUCACUCGGCCUGCGUGCAUCGUCGUGACAGCAUGCUGCUUGCAAGGGCUCCUUCCGUGCCGAGCGCAGGGUCCCAUCUUCGACGGUAGCGCGCUGUUCCAGGCAGGCGCGGUCGUCGACCGCGCAGCCGUCAGCCUCGUCCCUGGCGGCCAGCCGGCCAUCGGCGCCGUGGCCUCUGGCGGCGAGCGCCGCGAGAACGCGACGGCGGACGCCCAGACGGCGGCGGCCGCGCAGACGGCGACGGCCCCCCUGGGCGAGCGGGGGGUGCCUCCGCUCCCGGUGACCGAGCUCACAGGCUGGGGCCGCCUGUGCCAGUUGAUGCCCGUAGUGGUAGUCGUGGCCCUCAGUUUCGACAAGCUGCACCAGAGCUUCGUGAGGAACGCCACCAGCAUGUCCGCGCGCAGCAUCGUCGAGAUCGCAGCCUGUCUGGCCCUGUACUGCGUCUCCGGCCCGGCGAUCAUCCUCCUGAACAAACACAUCAUGACGACCCACAAGUUCCAUUUCCCGAUACUUCUUGCCAGCCUGGGGAAUGUCUUCCUCAUGAUUGUGACCCGCGCCGCUGUAGCAUUCGGGUGGAAGAAGCUCGAGGUCGAGCACCUCUCUUGGGAUAGGUACCUGGCUGUCGUUGUCCCCAUCAACAUAUCAAACUUUCUCGCUCAGGCAUUGGGUAUGUAUGCAUUCCUGUUCAUCUCGGUCCCGGAGAUCCAGAUCCUGAAGAGCACGACAAUCGUGAUGGUAUUGUUCCUCGCUUGGCUGCUCGUCAACGAGAGGGUGGGCACGAUGCUGAUCGGUUCGGUCCUGGUGAUCACCAUCGGCGUCUGCGUGUCGGCCGUCGACGGCGUUUCGAAGGUCGGCGGCGGCAGCGUCUCGCACACCCUCAUCGGCGUAAGCGUGAUGAUUCUGUCUUGCGUUUUCGAGGCCGCCAAGACCGUCAUCAGCCAGGUUUUGGUCGACAAGAUGUCGCUCUUCGACGGAAUCUACCACUCCAGCCCCACGUUUGUGCUCAUCGCCAUGGCCUUCGUGGGCUGCAUGGAGGCCAAUAAGAUCUACCACUACGACUUCAACCGCAUGGUCGUUGGGCUACUGGUCGCCAACGCACUGACCACGGGCGUCAUCGUGCUCUCCAGCUUCUGGUUCGUGAAGUUGGCUGGGGCACUCACGCUGAAGGUCGUGAACCAGGCGCGCUCCAUCGGCCUCAUCCUGUGUUCGGUGUUCUUCUUCGGGGAGUUCUGCAGCGGUCAGCAAUACGUAGGCUACGCGCUGACCUUGGUGGGCAUGGGCAUGUUCGACUACGCGAAGCAGGUUCUCGACGGGAAGGCGUCCGAGGCCAGGUCCAAGGGUCCCAGCCAGCGGGGAGAGGCGAUGAAGGGGGAGACGCAGAGCAGGUCCUAGCCGCGGGAGCCGCCAGGCAAAGGCACUACUUCAUCAAAUGACGCUCACGCUGCGGUGGUGUGCCCGAUGCUGCCUCCUCUCUCCUCUUGCCCUCCUCCUCUUUCCCUCCUCUUUCCCUCCUCUUUUCCUCCUCCUCCUCCGCCUCCUCCUCCUCCUCCUCCCGCGCCCACCGCUGAGUCGCGCCUUUGAUUUUUGAGCGGGUCAAUGGAACAACUUGGGCACAUCUCGUCACGUGGAGUGAUUCUUCGCACAUCGGACAGGGUUGUGCUCCCUCAUUUGCAUGGGUGGGUUUUCUUGCAAUCAGAUACGUUGCUCACCAGCACCCUUCUCUAAGCGCCAGAGC
This is a messenger RNA of Prorocentrum cordatum, 1851 nucleotides long. The record is from the annotation of a GenBank genome assembly. Lineage: Eukaryota; Dinophyceae; Prorocentrales; Prorocentraceae.